Coprinopsis cinerea okayama7#130 is the source of this 375-nucleotide messenger RNA. RefSeq lists its product as hypothetical. The coding region runs from base 1 to 375 and encodes 124 amino acids. NCBI's taxonomy places the organism in Eukaryota, Fungi, Basidiomycota, Agaricomycetes, Agaricales, Psathyrellaceae. The record is from RefSeq and is a predicted model, not a curated record. The transcript has 2 exons.
AUGGCGUACCUCAUCGUUUUUGACCUGUGUGUGACGCUUCAGGCGCUCGUGUUGACUUUGGGCGCUUAUACAUUGCGUGGGGUUUGCUUGGUCAGCCAGCGACGACAUGAGUUUCAAUCGAGUGCACUGUGUUGGGCACGUUGUUCACAUCAAGUCUUCCAUUCAGUGACCCUCAUUCUUUUUCAUCGCUUCAAAAUGCCGGAAUUACACUACGACGAUCCAGAGGUCCAACAGUACCUUUUGUCCAAUGACCCACCUGGACAGGCGGUAGUCCCCGAGGUCCAAUUGGACUAUCGUUGCAACCUGAUCAUGAAAGGAAUGAACCUUACUUCCCAACACUGGCCGAUGUCGAAGGGGAUCGACCCAACUGGAUGA